AUGUCAAGAUCAAGUACCUUAUUGUGCCAUGAUAUUUAUCAAAAUAUUAACAAAACUGCAGAGAAUCAAAUAGUUUUUAAUCGAGAGAACGAGACUGUUUGUUCAUCGAGCAAAACUUGGCAUUGGUUUAAUGCCACCGCACAAGUUCCUUUGAAACAAGUGCGCUACCUAAGUUCUCUACAAACUGAAUGUCCUAGAGGUGACAGUUGGCAGUGCAUUUGUGAGUUCAGCAGACUAGAACUACUUAAAGAUAAAAUGCCAACAUUUGCCGUAAGUGUCGACUGCAGUAAUAUGCAGCUGAAGCAGCUUCCACAGAAAUUGCCACGUAACGCUAUAUCCCUCAAUGUAGCGUACAAUAAUAUUACCAGUCUUGAUGAGCUAAGCACGAAUCCAAGUUACGAUAGUCUUCGUGAAUUCAUAGCUGAUCAUAACGACAUAUCAUCAAUAAAUAAACUAGAAGGCUCAAAAUUUUUAGAUAGCUAUGCCUAUCUUAGCUUGAGGCAUAACAAAAUAAAAUCGCUUCCAACAUACUUGUGGGUCAGUAACGUGAAUGACAAGAACUAUGUUAGUAACAAAUACGGUGUAAAAUUUGGAGGAAAUGAGUUACAUUGCGACUGCAAUACAGCCAAAUAUUUAAAGAUGUGGUUACAGACCAAAGUAUUAGAUUAUGAUGAGGUGCUGUGUGAAAAUGUCAAGGAAAGAGUAAUUGAUUUAGAUUCGACAAAGAUGUGUGUUUAUCCUGCAGACUGGACAGACUACAUUUAUUAUAUCAUUGCGUCGGAAAUUCUAUUAUUAAUUAGCAUCAUUAUAAAAGUAUCUUAUGAUUAUUGGGUAUUCAAAACAUCAGGAUUUCUACCUUGGCCAGCUAAUAAAAUGCCCAAACUUCCUUGUGACUGGUUAUGUGAGACCUGAACAAUGUAAAUCUAUUAGCAAUACAUUUAUCUACAAACUGUGACAUUUAAUUGCUUUCACAAUUAUCAGACUUUGACUGUCAAACAGUUGUUAUUUCAAUAAAGUGAU
Molecule: messenger RNA, 1020 nt
Organism: Copidosoma floridanum
Lineage: Eukaryota; Metazoa; Arthropoda; Insecta; Hymenoptera; Encyrtidae
Gene: hfw
Product: leucine-rich repeat domain-containing protein hfw
Molecular function (GO): protein binding
Source: RefSeq, a predicted model, not a curated record